Ostertagia ostertagi is the source of this 366-nucleotide messenger RNA. The record is from the annotation of a GenBank genome assembly. NCBI's taxonomy places the organism in Eukaryota, Metazoa, Nematoda, Chromadorea, Rhabditida, Trichostrongylidae.
AUGGAUGAGGACGAUGAUCUCUUCGGCUCAGAUCUCGACGAUGAUGAUAAAAGAGAAAAGGGAAGUCCAGAGGACAAGAAAUUCUUCUUCCGAAAGGAGCUCCGUUCUAUGCUCUAUGGUUUCGGAGAUGACAAGGUACCAUAUGAUAAAACGCUCGAAACACUGGAAGGAAUAGUUCUAGACUACAUCAAGGAGUUGUGCGAGCGAGCUAUGAAUGUAGGCAAACCAGACAAGAUUGCAUUAGAGGAUAUUCAUUACUUGAUUCGAAGAGACCCGAAGAAGUUUGCUAGGGUCAAGGAUCUGCUGUCGAUGAGUGAAGAACUCAAAAAGGCUCGAAAGCAAUUCGAUGAUGUGAAGCAAUUGUAA